AUGGCAGAAUCAUCACGGAGAAGGAAAAGUAAAGAAUCAAAGACGACAAAGAAGACAAAGUUGAGAUACGUACGUGAUGAAGAGUCUGAUGAUGAUCUUCUUGAGUUAGGAUUGUUGGAUGUUGAACCAGAUAACUUCAAUCCUACAUCUAACUUGUGUGACGACCCUUUUCUUAACAUUUUAUGUGAUGAUAAAAUGUUAAAGAAUAAUCAAUUUGAAGGGGACGAUGAAGCUGAUGUUGAAGAUAUUCACCAGGAAGAGCAUGAGCAUGAACACCUUGAAGAUGAAAAUGACUUGGAAGUGGGUGUCGAGUUCAGGGUGCAUGAUCCUACCGUCAAGUGGAACCAAAUGAAGCCUACAGUUGGUGAGUUAUACGAGUCCCCUACUCAGUUAAGGUUUGCACUCACUAACUACGCUGUAGCUAAUGGAUACCAACUUUGGUUCAUUAAAAGUGAUAAAAGCAGGGUAAUUGUUAGGUGUGGGAAAAAAUGCAAAAAAACCAUGUCCUUUUAG
Lactuca virosa is the source of this 513-nucleotide messenger RNA. The record is from the annotation of a GenBank genome assembly. NCBI's taxonomy places the organism in Eukaryota, Viridiplantae, Streptophyta, Magnoliopsida, Asterales, Asteraceae.